ACAUUCCGAAAACGCUCUCGUGAGAUCUCGCGAACGCGGAAAGUUUGAAUCCGACAAGCCAGGCCAGAAACCACUACAUGUACAAAGAUGACAGAAACCAAGUCUGACUAUCGCCUGGAGAAUUUUGAUGAGUAUGAUGAACCUUGUCAGAUGACCACAGCGUACUGUGGUCAGUUAUCCCUUGACCAAUACGAGGAUCAAAUGGUCAAUACAACAGAACAAGCUGUCCUAGAACUCCUUUCCUACCUUGACAAGAAUCCACAGAAAAUCCAGUCCAUCUUGACCAAGCGGAAAAAAGAGGAACUGGAGAACCUAGGCAUGCUUUCAUUCCUAAAGAUGAAGAUGAUGUCUUUGAUCAAUGGUGAUAAAAAUGGAGGGGUCACAAUCCCAGAGGAGGAAUGUCAGGCCAAACUGGACAACCUGAAGUGUGAGAUGACCAAAGUAUUAGAUUAUUCCCUCAAGUCCAAAGGUCGAAGAUGUUCCAACCGCCUAGCUGCUAAGAGACAAAAGAUGUCAGCAUCAAUCAACAAAGAAAAUGCUGAAAUUCCUAUUUCAGAGAAUCAUCCUCCACCCCCUCCACCUCCUCCCCCUGUGAUAGCUAUAGCAACACCAGGGGGUAGUGAUAUGAGAAAGAAAGGCACGCCAUUGAAGGAUCUUAAUUUCAAGAUGGAUACCCCUAAAAGUUUGAUGAAGGUGAAGCGAAAGCAUGAACGCACUGGGUCAGAUUUUUCCGUGUCCUCUCUGACGACGAUUGGAUCAUUCAGCAGCCUCCAACAGGAACUUCUCAGCUCUAAUCCGAUGCGACGUCUCCGGACCACAAACCAUCAAAGAUCCCCAGGAGGUACUCCAUCAAGAAACCCUCGUAUGAUGUCCGACAGUCCCCACCAACAUGUCUACCUCCGAACCACUAUACCGUGCGUUUGUGAACAGCAUGCAGCACAAAUUCCGCAACGUGCGAUCUCCAAGUCCUGCAGGCCCCCAUAGCAACUUCUCUAGUCCAGGUGAUGCUCUGAGUCCAGGAGGUUUCACACCGUAGAUCUACAAACUGGAUAUCUGUGCAUGCUCCAUCAUAAUACUUCAAUGUCCGAGUAUGAAAGAACUCUUCCCAUCCAGGAAGUAGUUUUAUCAACAUUCGCAACAUGUUACCAACAUAUUGUCCUGCAAUAAGACAAUUGAACCAGGACAGGUUCUUAGAACUAAUUUUGAAUGUUUGGUCAGUAAUUACGGAGAUAGAUUUGAAUGUUCCGUAGUAAUUACGGAGAAAACGUAGAUUGAUUAUGUUGUGUUAUUGACGUUAGGUAAACUGUACCUCGUUUUUAUGUCUAAAAUAUAUUUUUAAGUUUUCACCUCAAAAUUGUUGUGAAGAGUUCCAGGGCAAAUCACUUUUUAUAUAGGGCAACGUCAGUCCGUCUGACAUUAGGAUUAAAUUUAGUUUAGAGAUCUCCUACAUUUCAAACGAUCUCUUUGGGACUAAGCAGACUUGUGGCAGCGGGGGCAUUUAAGUCUUACACACAUUUUCUAGUUCAAACUUAGAAGGCUAAAUAACCAUAAUAUAUUAUGGUUUUCGCCCGAAUUGUAAUUCAGUUUGCCCUUAAAUGUUUAUCUCUGUAGAUCCUUACUCACUCUACUCUACUCUUUGUUUUUGUUGAGUUUGAAACUUUUGACAAUUUUUAAAUUACUAUAUACUUCACAUCUAUAUCCAUGGCCAUGGAAGGCAAAUGAAGAUUCUUCUUUAAGAAAUAAAAUGAAGAUUUUUAAAAUCUCAAUUAUGGCCUUAUUUUGGCCUAUAAAUGUAUGUGAGAUUUGUUACAAUUUUGUGUAAAAGUGUUUUACUGUGAUCAUGCAAUUUCAGAGAUGGAGAAGGGAUUAUUAUCCAGAAUCAGCUCGUCUGGCCAAUUGUAGAAAAAAGUGGUCUAGAAAAUUUGUCCAAAGCUUAUAAACCAAAUUCAAUGAAACUACACAUAAUUGUGGAAUUUCAGAUGUUCAAGCAGUUUUUCCCCCAGAAAUUUUGGUUGCCAUGGUAACUGGUUCAAUACAUAUGUUUUAUGUAAUGGCAAAUAGCUCAUCAGUCUUUUGAUCAAACUUGGCCAAGUGGUGCAACUUAUCAAUGCCUAUAAUGAGCCACAUCAGGUGUUUCCAGAGCCAUCGAUAUGGAAAAAAAUAUAAUGGAGGCUUCCGAUUGGUCAAAAUAGCAUUAUUGUCCAUUUAUGCUGAAAAUUAGAAUAUAAGGAUUUUGAAGGAUGGCAAUACAGUGGUGUAUCACAUGGUUUCUAUGGCAACCAAAGAACCCUUAUGAUUGGAAGAAACAAAGUACAUUAUUAUUUUAUGUACAUGUAAUAUUUUUGUCCUCAUAAUCAUUCAUUGACCUAGAUAAAAUGAUUGCCAUGGAUUCAUUUGGUCUGCACUAUUAAUUGCUGAUAUGAUAUGAUAUACAGGUAUUUAUGUCUCAAGUGUUUAUUGCAAAUGAUGUGUAGGAGGGGGUAUUACUCAUUUUACUAAAUUUUGGCAAAAUAAUUUUAAAAGCUGGCCCCGAUUAGUUAGUCAUGGAAUUAGCUUACAGUUCUAGUUUUCAAAUGAGUUCUUUGUGAAGAAACCUGUAUUGAUUUCAUUUGAAGACAUCACAAGUGGUAUAAUGUAAGGUAGUAUAUGCCAUUGAAGGAAAUAACUCUACCAGAAAUUUUGUAACAUGGCAUAUACCCUUAAUACCUAGGAAUUUAUGAGUCUUAAUUAGCAUGGGAAGUGCUUCAUGCAUUUUGUUUUAUUUUUAUUUUAUGUGAUCAAUUGUGUUGUAAAUAAUUUGAAUUUUGAAAUUUAUACAAUACCACAAUUUCGUACAAUUUUAAUUUGUAUCUUUGCUGUAUAUCACUCAUAUACUGUUUCUUAAUAAAAAUGAGUCAAACUCCAA
Pecten maximus is the source of this 2905-nucleotide messenger RNA. RefSeq lists its product as uncharacterized. The record is from RefSeq and is a predicted model, not a curated record. The coding region runs from base 88 to 984 and encodes 298 amino acids. NCBI's taxonomy places the organism in Eukaryota, Metazoa, Mollusca, Bivalvia, Pectinida, Pectinidae. The transcript has 8 exons.